Molecule: messenger RNA, 2067 nt
Organism: Cyprinodon variegatus (sheepshead minnow)
Lineage: Eukaryota; Metazoa; Chordata; Actinopteri; Cyprinodontiformes; Cyprinodontidae
Gene: cdk5r1b
Product: cyclin-dependent kinase 5, regulatory subunit 1 (p35)
Exons: 2
Coding region: 363-1268 (301 amino acids)
Biological process (GO): activation of protein kinase activity; brain development; positive regulation of cyclin-dependent protein serine/threonine kinase activity
Cellular component (GO): protein kinase 5 complex; cytoplasm
Molecular function (GO): cyclin-dependent protein serine/threonine kinase activator activity; protein kinase binding
Source: RefSeq, a predicted model, not a curated record
CUCUCACAGCAUCCGCAUCUCGCGGCCAUCGGGACCAGGAGCACAUCUUGAUCUGAGCAUCCAUUCCACAGCUGCCCAGCACCGUCUGCACACCGCGCACUCCUGCCCAGUUUAUCAUCUUUCCGCCUUUUUCCCCCCUUUUCUCUCCCGUCUCUUUGGAGGAUCCAGGAUUAUUUUCUUUGUUGCAAUUACUUUGAUCGAGAUGGUUUAAUAUUUUUAGACGCAUCAUUCUAAGGAAGACCAUCGCCUUUUGAAUCAUUUAGCUGGAGAUCUGGAGGUGCAGGUCGUCCAGGUGAUAAAAAUCCUCUCAAAGAGCUCAGAUCUCUGACGCUGAAGCUCCUGGACGCCUCCCAGCUGCCACCAUGGGAACCGUUCUGUCUCUGUCCCCCAGCUACCGGAAGGCGGCUCUCUUCGAAGACGGCUCUGCUACUGUGGGUCACUACACCGCCGUGCAGAACAGCAAGAACGCCAAAGACAAGAACCUGAAGCGCCACUCGCUUAUAAAUGUGUUGCCAUGGAAGCGGAUUGUGGCGGUGUCAGCCAAGAAGAAGAGCUCCAAGAAAGUGCAACCCAAUGGCACUUACCAGAACAACGUGUCCCACCUGAACAAUGAGAACCUGAAGAAGUCGCAGUCCUGCGCUAAUCUGUCCAGCUUCACCCAAGAUCAGAGCAGCCCAGCUCUCAGCAAGGGCUCCAACAACACAUCCUCAGUCAAGAAGGCCCCCCUAACUAACUCCAAUGUGGCCCCAGGGACCCCUAAGAGGGUUAUUGUCCAGGCCUCCACCAGCGAACUGUUGCGCUGCCUCGGGGAGUUCCUGUGCAGGCGCUGCUACCGGCUGAAGCAUCUCUCUCCCACCGACCCGGUGCUUUGGCUGCGCAGUGUCGAUCGCUCCCUGUUGCUGCAAGGCUGGCAGGACCAGGGCUUCAUCACUCCUGCCAACGUGGUCUUUGUCUACAUGCUGUGCCGUGAUGUGGUCUCCUCUGAGGUCGCCACAGAGCAUGAGCUGCAGGCUGUGCUCCUCACCUGCCUCUACCUGUCCUACUCCUACAUGGGGAACGAGAUCUCCUACCCGCUUAAGCCUUUUCUGGUGGAGAGCUCCAAGGAGACUUUCUGGGACCGCUGCCUCUCCAUCAUCAACCUGAUGAGCGCCAAGAUGCUCCAGAUCAACUCUGACCCCCACUAUUUCACUCAGGUGUUUGCCGACCUGAAGAACGAGAGCCAGAAGGAGGAGGAGAGGAGCCGCCUGCUCAUCGGCCUGGACCGGUGAGGGGAUGCCGGGGGGGGAGAAGGUUUUAGGGAACAAUGGGGAGGGGGGGUAAACUCUCAUCUGGCAUUUUGACACCUUUUCAAGAUGAUCAGUGAUGCUAUUUAUUCACUUCUGUCCAAACUGCUGAUAAGCCAGGAUACUGCAGAGUGUUUCAUAUUUGUAUAAACUAGUUUUGACAUUUUAUCCAGUAUUUGCAUAUAUUGAAAGGAUAACAAUGCUCCCAGGGCACUGGGCUUUUUGCUUGUAAAUGUCAGGGCAAGAUUCUAUUUUCAAACUUGCUAAGGAUGUAAACCCAAGAAUGAAUGCUUUUUAAAAAAAACUAAUAUACAGGAUUGUGAACAAAUGAUUCCUGGAUUCUUUACAUUUUGCUUUCUUGUAAUCUUUCAGUCUUUCGCAGACUUUCUCAGAGUAAGAAAAGGACACUUUUUGGCCUACAUGCAAAAUAUGGUUGAACUUCAACACUACGUAUCAGGCUGAUGGGUGAUUUUAGGUUGAGUUGAGCUUCACCUUCCACCAGGAACACCUAGAGAUAAUGCUGAGAUUUCAUCCACACUGAAUAUAUUUUAAUAUCUGUUUUUAGCAAAACACCAGUCCAAUGGGGAGUGUUGGUGUAGUGCAGGGGUGGGCGAUUCCAGUUCCUGAGGGCCGGUAUCCUGCCACUUUUAGAUGUGCCUUUGGUUCAAAGAACCUGAAUCAAGUCAUUAGAUGAUUGAGAGAACCCUGGAGGAACUGACUUCCUACUGAGGAGGUAACUCAACCAUUUGAUUCAGGUGUGAUGGACCAAGGAUGGAUCAAAAAG